AUGUCGUCACCAUUUUAUCCCCAUUUACAAACCACACAUAUUGAUGGUGGUAAAUACAUCUAUUUUUAUUUGAGAAAAAUAUAAAAACGUUUAUUUUGGCGGUGCUUACUCUAAGGCGGCCAUAUGAACAAUAAGACAAACGCAUGUAGCUAGCUAAGCAAUCUGUUUUAUUUUUCUUGAAUAACGUGGUAUUUGUUAUUCCUUUUCUGUACAUUGACAGUAUAAUGGUCUUGUAUCUGUGUUAAACGAUAGCAGGGAGUAUAAUAGAGGCAAAGCCACUGAUGUGAGAGUAAUUUGACCAGAUGGCCAUGCAGUGUUAGCUCAUUCCUGGGAAAAUAGCAGAGUAUGUCUGGGCAAAAGCUAUUAUUCAGAAUGGUGAUGGAGAAAUCCACAUAGGCCUACAAUAAUUAUAGGUUUCACUUGUAUAAUCGAAUUUCCUCCCCAAAACUGAAAGGAGUCUAUGAUGUAACAAAGUAUAUGACGUAAUUUAUUAUUAUUAUUAUGUUAGUGUGUUUCAAAGUUCUCCGUUCUGAAAGAAUGAGACUUUGCCUCGGCUUCAUCAAAAAGGUGUAUUUUUUGGUACUUAAUGUGUAUUUAUUUAAAGAGCCCAUGAGAUAAAUAGGAGAUUAUAUCAUAUCUAUUUUUCUUUCAAAAGUAUAUCUAUUUGUAUUUAUAUUUUCAGAGAAAUAGUUAUUUAUCAUAGGGGAAAAUGGAGGAGAAACCAACUAUGAGUGAUAUCGAUUUGGACAAGAUCCUUUCUACACCUCAAGAAGUACCACAUUCCGUUGAGGUGGUACUGAGGAAAUUGGAAAUUGCUGAAAUGGGUCGAGCUAAACGAGACAUGGCAGGGAGACUGCACGUGAUCCUGAACAGUGUAAACAAGGCGCUGUGCCGCAUGCGCUUGGCCUCGGCUGUAGAGGAGGAGGAUGAUGACCUGAUAACACAAUCACAGCAUCUGGAGGAGAAGCGCAGGCGUGGCCAGCAGCUCGUCACUAUCCAAGCAUUCCUACAGUCCAGCCUGGACAAGGAAAAUGAGCUCAGCGUGGUCCUCCAGUGGCUCAGAAACAUGAACCAGGAGCUGGUGGAGGUGGAGGAGGACGAGGACUUCCGGGAGGUGGAUGGUAUCACUGAGGAAUGGGUUGAGGAGAUGCAAGACAAGAUCCAGAGUUUCAUGUCGGACAUCCAAGCUUGCAUUGUACGUCUUCACGAGCUUUGUGGAUUCCUCUUUGAACUCGACACCAGGAAAACCAAAAAGAAAGAAGCAGAACAUAAGAAGGGAGGUGUGUGGCACUGGUGGCUGGAGUCAAAAGUCGAUGCCAGGACGAUACUGAAGAUCCAGGAGCUGCAGCCGCCCACAGUGGACCGCAUGAUGGCGGAGCCCAGCCUGGCCACCAAGUCUUCCACAGAUCUGUCCUUCAUGCUGGGCGACAUCUCCAAGUCCAUGUCCUGCAACAAGGCCAUGAGCAUGGCCUUUAAGUUCAUUCAGACGGGGCUCCACAACCUAAACGAGGCUCUGCAGGAGCGCACAGGCGAGGCCCACAAAGCCCAAGCCCAACUGGAUGAGAUGAAGGCUGAUGACUGCCGUGCUAACCUGGCCCGUGCCAAAGCAGAGCUGGAAGGGGGCAAGACAAGGAUCACCAAACUGGAGGGAGAUAACUAUAACCUUCAGGAGGAGAUUGCAGCGCACAUGUUCCAGAUCCACAAGCUGGAGGGGAUGGUCAGGUCAGGUCAACAGGGUUCUGUGAUUAAAGUGAUUGAGCCGAUGAUGGAAUUCCCCAUGACUCAGAGCCAAACCCAGCCAGAGAGCACCUCAGUCCCAUUCAAUCCGAAAUAUCCCAGAUGGCCCCCUCCGUCUAAGAAGGAGCAGAAGCCAAAGAUAGCCCCAUCAGUGGUGGAAUCACAGCUACCCAAGAGCCCACCCAAGACUGCGGCUGGGACGGAGCCAGAGUCCAUUGAGGAGGAGUAUGUCGAAGAGGAGAUACCUCCCACACCUUCCCCUGUGUCUGAAGAGGAGAUCAAGCCCGAGCCAUCACCUGAUGAAUUGGACCUCUUUGAGGCCAUGGAGAAGAACAGCACCAGCCUCUUGGAUGGCUUCCAGUCAUCUGUGUUCAACAUAAUUGAAAAGUCCCUCAGUGUUAAGGGUAUAGGCCUAGAGGCAGACAAGGCCAACGAUGCCAUCAAACUCUACAUCAUCCUUCAGAAAACCAUCCGAGACUCCUUCAACAACAUCACCUCCAAACUCCAUGGGAAAUUUACAGACAGCAUCCUGAACAUGCCGUUUGAGGAGGACGCCACCAAGUCACCAGGGGACAUGCUCAAAGAGAUCAACUCUAUGUUCGUCAGCCAUGACCAGAACAUUGAAAGUUUGGGCGCCAAUGUGCACAUGCUCAUGAAAGAAGAAGACAAGAACGCCAAGUCUGCUUCCAAGAAAGGACCCCACCAAGAAUGCCGUCACUCUGUGUCUGAGGUCCUGAUCCAGUUGAAGAACAUCAACAACAUGAGCAAGCAGCAGACCUGUAAGAUGCGCCUGGCCCUGGAGAACCUCAUAGACAUGAACAACAGGUUGGAUAAUGAGCCCAAGACUGAGGAGGAACAGCCAUCCACCAGCCAUUUCUCCAUCUCGUCCUCUGACAGCUUUGUAGAGGAAGAAGAGAUCAGAGUGGAGAAGAAACGCCACCACCACAUCGAGAAAACUGUCAAAGUACCGGUAGAGAAGCGAAUCAAGAGGAGACAUACUCCACAUCAGACAACGAGGCAAGUACUGAAACCCAGACUUAUAGAGACAGCCAACCAGGGGGACAUGGAGCGGUAUAAGAUGGAGAUUGAGGAGGAGGGGAGGAAGAUAGAGAAAACGGUGAUGGUGGGGGCGACCUACCAGGUGAAUGUGGUGUCUCAGAGGACCAACCUGAAUCUCCUGAGGCAGGCGGCGAUCAGCGGGGAGAUCUCCACUGAGCUGUACAGCAUGGCCAAGGACCUCAUCACACACAUUCUGGGCAUGGAUGAGAUUAGACUGGCCUGCCUGCUCCGCAAGUUCAUGGCCUACAGAUCAGUGCAGCAAGUCCGUUACAAUCUGAAUAUGCAGUUGGUUGCUGCUCGGGAGCUAAAGGAUGGACAGUCGGUAAAAGAAAUAUACUCCUUCCUGACGAAACUGGAUGUGUACCAGAAACGGACGUUGCGUCGGUGGAGUGCUAAACAAGCUGCUAUUGAACACAGCCGCAAGACCUGCCUUGCUCGCAUGCUAUAUCUUUUCAGUGAGAUAAGACAAGACUACAACGUGCACCUGCUCACCCCGUUCCCGUGCUCCAGCCACUCCCGUCAACAUCUGGCCAUCAAGUCCCACAAGCUGACGUGGUCCCUGAACCCUGGUUGCCAGCGCCGCCACCUGCCCACUCCAGCCCAGACCCCCCACCUGGUGAUGCCCGCCUCAGAGGCCGGACCCCUGAGCGGAGUCAGGGAGCUGUUGAGGGGUCAGCUACCCACACUGUGGCAUUGUAAUCUGACCAUGAACAACAUGCAGCUGGCCAGGAAGAUGGCCUCUCCCCCCUGCAACCUCUCCUCCAUCCCCCUGCUGAUGGAGAUGGACGUCAACCAUAGCCGAGCCACUGCACUGCGCUCUGCACAGGGCAGGAUGAGUGGGGGAUAGCUGCAUGCUUUCUAGAGGAGAUGUGUUGAUGCAUAGGGAGAUGAUCUACUGAAGGGAUCCAGUCUGUCACUAAUCUCAAACGCCAUCCAUUAAAGAAUAUGUUCACUCCAGCCCCAUGCUCCAUGCCUCAUUUACUCCCACACUGUAGUUUUCAGUGGCGUCACAGGACAGCUGAACAAGCACGUGUGCAAAAGGUACAGUUGUUGAGCUGUCGGGAAGAGGCAUCCAGUGAAUCCAUUCACAUAGCCACAUCAUUUUAAAAACCUUGUUGAGAGGGGUUUCCUCUCCCCUUCCAUAAGAUUUUCCCUCAUUGUUUGCCUUGGUAUCAGGACUGGACAUGGGUUGAUUCCUACAGUAUGUUAAUGCAUGCAGAAGUACUGUAUAUUAGGGGUCUUUAACUGCUUCCUGAAAACCCUAUUUGUUAGGUGCCUCCUAAGAAGAGGUAGGUGCACGAGUCAGGAGCAGGAGAGCAAGGAAUUCCAGUUUGCACAGUCGUUUAUUAUAAGUCCCAACCCACCAACAACAGGCGGGGAAAAUCACGAAACACACGGAGGAGAAACCUCUACUCCUAACACAGUACCAACGGUACAACGACUGUGAGGGGAAAAAAACCCUGUGGCGCAAACACGCACCCCUAACAGAGCUAACACAGCAAAAUAAUCCCGCACAAAGACUAGCAGGCAGUGGAGGUUAAUAAACCCACCGAAAUUAACUAAUCAGACACAGGUGAUAACAACAACAGACAGACACAAACGAAAAGGAAAAAUGGAUCGGUGGCAGCUAGUAGGCCGGCGACGACGACCGCCGAGCACCGCCCGAACAGGGAGAGGAGCCACCUUCGGUGGAAGUCGUGACACUAUUAGAAGUGUAUCUGGCUUUCCAGAGCAGUUCUGAGAAUUCACUUUUUUUCUGUUUGCGCACCAGCAGGUGAAGACCGCUUAUAGAGCAAUUGUUGCAGCAGUAGCACAGUGACUACAAAUAAUAAUUCACUCACAGUCACACACAAUAUACCAAUCGAAAAUCAAAUCAAGAAUCGGCUUUCUAUUCCGCAACAAAGCCUCCUUCACUCACGCCACCAA
Oncorhynchus mykiss (rainbow trout) is the source of this 4722-nucleotide messenger RNA. The record is from RefSeq and is a predicted model, not a curated record. NCBI's taxonomy places the organism in Eukaryota, Metazoa, Chordata, Actinopteri, Salmoniformes, Salmonidae.